AUGGAGGAAAAUGGCCAGCUCGAUCAACUGCUCCACAUGAAAAAGACGACACACCCGACGACGAGAGAGCAGACCAGCCGAGACUUGGAGACUUUUCCUCCUCCGAUGUCAUCGUCGCGCGUCGCCGUGAUCGGCGCGGGGGCAGCCGGCCUGGUGGCGGCGCGCGAGCUGCGGCGCGAGGGCCACGCGCCUGUCGUCUUCGAGCGCGCAGCCGGCGUGGGCGGCACCUGGCGCUACGACGACGCGGCCUCGGCGGACCCGCUCGGUGCCGGUGGCGUCCACGGGAGCCUCUACGCGUCCCUCCGCACCAACCUGCCCCGCGAGUGCAUGGGCUUCCUCGACUUCCCCUUCGUCGCCGAUGAGGGCUCCGUUGACCCGCGCAGGCUGGUCCGGCUCCAGACGGAGGUGGUCGGCGUCCGCCGCAGCUGUGACGAAGCAGGCGCCGCGGGCUGGAGUGUGUCGUAUUGCUCGAGGAAGCUCGCCGGCGCCGGAAGCGACCUAGAGGGGGAGCAGUCGGAGGUGUUCGACGCCGUCGUCGUCUGCAACGGCCACUUCGCCGAGCCUCGCCUGGCGGACAUUGCCGGCAUAAGCGGCUGGCCCGGGAAGCAGAUGCACAGCCACAGCUACCGUGUGCCCGACCCGUUCCACGGCCAAGUCGUGGUGAUAAUUGGGUACAAUCCCAGCGGGAUGGACAUCUCGAGGGACAUCGGCGGCGUGGCCAAGGAGGUCCAUGUCGCCAUUCGAGCGGCGCCUGCCGAGAUGCAGAGCAGCACUGCCCAUGCCAACCUGUGGCUGCAUCCCAUGAUCGAUCGUGCCGAGGAGGACGGCAGCGUGGUGUUCCAGGAUGGCGGCCGGGUGAAGGCGGACGCCAUCGUGCACUGCACUGGGUACAAGUACAGCUUCCCGUUCCUCGGCCACGACUCGGCUAUCACGGUGGACGACAACCGUGUGGGCCCGCUGUACAAGCACGUGUUCCCGCCGCGGCUGGCCCCUAGCAUCUCCUUCGUCGGACUGCCAUUCAAGGGAAUCCUUUUCCCGGUGUUCCAGCUCCAGAGCAGCUGGGUGGCCGGUGUUCUGUCGGGGAAGAUCGAGCUCCCGUCGCCGGAGGAGAUGAUAGUGGACGUGGCGUCCUUCUACUCGGACAUGGAGGCCCGCGGACACCCCAAGAGGUUCACCCACAACCUCGGCGCAAGCACGUUCGAGUAUGAGGACUGGCUGGUUGAGCGGUGCGGGCUGGAUACCAUCGAGGAGUGGAGGAAGGCGAUCUACGUCGCGGCGAGAGGCAGGGUGAGGGACAGGCCUGAGAGCUACCGGGACGAGUGGGACGAGGACGCCCAACUGCUGGAGCAGGCGCACCGUGAUCUCGCCAAUCAUCUCUGAUCUCACCUCAUCAUAACGACGGCAGCUUGCGAUUUGGCUUUGGCUUACCGGCAAAUGGAAUUGUUUUUAAAAACUGGGAAAUGGAAUGGUUGAUGAUUGUGAGGACAAGGAAUAUGUAUUAUUUUACACUUCUUCUUCGGUACAACCCUCUGAACACAUCAACGGACAAGAUCUGUCAUCCCUCUGAACACAUCAAUGGACAAGAUCUCUUCAUACCCUUUCA
Molecule: messenger RNA, 1603 nt
Organism: Triticum urartu
Lineage: Eukaryota; Viridiplantae; Streptophyta; Magnoliopsida; Poales; Poaceae
Source: RefSeq, a predicted model, not a curated record